Messenger RNA from Lactuca virosa, 2018 nucleotides. NCBI's taxonomy places the organism in Eukaryota, Viridiplantae, Streptophyta, Magnoliopsida, Asterales, Asteraceae. The record is from the annotation of a GenBank genome assembly.
CAAAAACCCUAAUAUCCUACCCUAAAUCUCUCUGCAACUUCCAAACAUCGAACCAACAUUAUAAUGGGGAAACAAAGCAAAAAGAGCAAGAACAAGAGAGUCACUCUGAAGCAGAAGAACAAGGUGCUAAAGAAGGUAAAGCUGCACCACAAGAAGAAGGCCAAAGAGGCAAAGAAGCUUGGUAUGAACAAAAAGCCUAAGGUCGACAAACAUGCUGAUAACAAUGAUGACUCGCCUUUAAAUGAUGAAGAACUCAAGGCUCUCGAGGCACGUCGUGCAGCUAAGGCUCUCAAUGGAAUCGAGCACAAAAAGGCUGCAAGCCAAGAGAGGGUUAAAAAAAGGAAGUUGGGACAAUUGGAUGAAGAUGAAGAUGAUGAUGAUGAUGAUAUCACAAAUCUGCCUGAAGCCCGUGAUGAUUUUACAGUUCCGAGUAAGAUAAGGGACAAUUCAGAGAGAUCUUUCUACAAGGAAUUGGCAAAAGUUAUUGAAGCAUCAGAUGUCAUCUUGGAAGUUCUUGAUGCUCGGGACCCACUUGGUACUCGUGCUGCUGACAUGGAAAAGAUGGUUAUGAGAGCCGGGCCUGAGAAGCAUCUAGUUUUGCUGUUAAAUAAAAUUGAUCUUGUUCCUCGUGAAGCUGCUGAAAAGUGGCUCAAGUAUCUUAGAGAGGAGUUGCCUGCAGUUGCUUUUAAGUGUAGUACACAAGAACAGAGGUCAAAUCUUGGGUGGAAGUCUUCCAAGUCUGCAAAGAAGACAAGCAAUCUUUUACAAACAAGUGACUGUCUUGGAGCAGAAACACUUUUAAAGUUGCUUAAAAAUUACUCAAGAAGUCAUGAGAUUAAAAAGUCAAUCACUGUGGGUGUGGUUGGGCUACCAAACGUUGGUAAGAGCAGUCUAAUCAACAGUUUGAAGAGAUGCCAUGUGGUGAAUGUGGGGGCGACACCUGGACUGACAAGAACCAUGCAGGAAGUCCAGUUAGACAAAAAUGUUAAACUUUUGGAUUGCCCUGGUGUUGUCAUGCUUAAAUCCGGAUCCGGGGAUAAUCAUAAUGAUGCUUCCAUUGCACUUCGCAAUUGCAAAAGAAUUGAAAAGCUAGAAGAUCCUGUUGCCCCAGUGAAGGAGAUUCUCAGGUUAUGCCCUGAGCAAAUGUUGGCAAGGAUUUACAAACUUUCCGGCUUUGAUUCUGUUGAUGACUUCCUUUACAAAGUAGCCACCAUUAGAGGUAAGCUUAAAAAGGGAGGGAUUGUGGAUAUCAAUGCUGCUGCAAGAAUCGUGUUGCAUGAUUGGAAUGAAGGUAAAAUUCCGUAUUACACGAUGCCUCCAAUUAGGAACGAAGGAGUGGUUAUGGAGGCAAAUAUAGUUUCUGAACUUGGAAAGGAGUUCAAUGUGGAUGAAGUAUAUGGCACCGAUUCCACCAUAAUCGGAAGCUUAAAAUCCCUAGAUGAUUUUAACUCUGUUACUCUCCCACCCAAUAAUCCCAUUGCUUUUGACCAGACAAUGCUAUUUGAGAAGGAUAAACCAUCUGCUGAUGAAAACCAAGUAGAAAAAAUCAAUCAUGUGGGUGAGGACGAAGCAAUGGGUGAAGAUGAUGAUGGUGAUAGAGUGGACCCGGUGAUUAAGAGUUCAAAUAGUCGACAGAACGAAAAAUUGUAUGCUGUUGAAGGUGUUUUAAACACAAAGUUAAGGAAAGCUGAGAAAAAGAGAAGGAAAAAGGCUAAUAAAUUGGCUUUAAUGGAAGGAGAUGAUGAUGAGUCCAUGAAGGAUGUCAAAAAUGAAUCGGGUAAUGGGAUGAAUGUUGAUGAGGGAGAUGAUGACGUGUCAGUUAAAGAGGUCACCAACAACAGAUUUGCAUUGGCUGAUUUGGACGUGGAGCUCUAAGGUUUAAGGUUUUUUAUAUUGUCACUUUGAAUUUUGCCGGUAGAGAAUGUUUUUACUUUUUAUCCAGUUUACGAGGUUAAUAUAUAUUUUUGUGAUGGUGUAACGAACUAUUUUGGUUUAAUUACGAAAUUAAGACUUUUUUA